ACCUCCAGCUGACCCUGCCGUGCGAGCCAGCCUCCCGGUCUGACGGAGCGCUGAGUCGAUCAGAGACUCACCAGAGCGACGGGAGUUUGCAGCAGCCAAGCGACAUGGGCCCCUGGCAGGAGCUGGUCGUGCUGGGAUUCUGCUGCUAGGAAAGUUUGCCCAGCCAAGUUCGGAAAGUUUGAUUUCUUUCUUCCUUCACGCUCAAGGCUUUACCAAGGCGGCAACGGCACCGCUCCCAUCUCCCCUCUUCCCAUCCCCGCGGGGGAAGCCAAAGGAGAUUACUCAUCAAUCUGUCUCCAGCCAGGACUCGGAGAUGUGAGGCUGCCGAGGUGCUGGUGGUGGGGGGGAACCACGGGCUCUUUUCUGCUGCACGGCUGCUCCCUGGCUCCUCAGUUCUGGUUCCGGGCGCUGGCCCAGCUGAGCUGGCCCCGGGGGGCGUGAGUCGCAUGCCCCCGGUGCUGCGCUGCCCGUCGCGGGACGCUGGCUGGCCAUGGGCAUCCAGGGGAUGGAACUCUGUGCCAUGGCCGUGGUCAUUAUGCUUUUCAUCGCAGUCCUCAAACAGUUCGGGAUCCUGGAGCCCAUGUCCAUGGAAGACACCAGCGACAGCGACCUCGAACUUUCGUCCGUCCGGCACCAGCCAGAAGGGCUAGAGCAGCUGCAGGAGCUGACCAAAUUCACCAAGAAGGAGCUGCAGUCUCUGUACAGGGGCUUCAAGAACGAAUGCCCCAGCGGCCUGGUAGACGAAGACACCUUCAAGCUGAUCUAUGCUCAGUUCUUCCCUCAGGGAGACGCCAGCAUGUACGCCCACUUCCUCUUCAACGCCUUUGAUGUGGACCGGAACGGAGCCAUCUGCUUUGAGGAUUUCGUCGUUGGCCUCUCCAUCUUGCUCCGUGGGACCGUGCACGAAAAGUUGAACUGGGCUUUUAACCUCUAUGAUAUUAACAAGGAUGGCUACAUCACCAAGGAGGUACCUGCAGCUGGACUGAGGGGAAUGUGGCUGCGGGAGAUGCUGGCGAUCAUGAAGUCCAUUUAUGACAUGAUGGGCCGCUACACGUACCCGAUCGUCAGGGACGAUGCCCCCAUAGAGCAUGUGGAGAAGUUCUUCCAGCUUUCACCCACCGAACAGCUGAUCAGUGGAGAGCCCUGGGCCGGAACCAGUGUGGCUGAAAAUGGACAGAAAUCGGGACGGCGUGGUGACAAUCGAGGAGUUUUUAGAGACCUGUCAAAAGGACGAGAACAUCAUGAGCUCCAUGCAGCUGUUCGAGAAUGUGAUCUAGAAUGCGAUCUCGACUCUCCCAGCGCGGCUGCCUCCCGGCCUGCACGCAGACGGACGCCUCUGUCUGUCUCUCUUGUUAAGCACACACACAUCUUUAUGAGAAGAAAAACAAACUCUUUUUAUAUUUAAAAAAAAAACAAAAAAGAGGACGUACUCAUGUUUGCUCCUAAUACUGACCGGAUUCUCACUUGAAGGGCAAGAGGAGACAGAGAGAGAUUGGGUUUCAUGGGUUUGUCUGACCUAGCAGAGGGAUUGGCUAGCUCUCCCCUAGGAUAUAGCAAGGGAAUGCUACACAGCGUUAAAUACCACCUGUGGGAAAGAGACCACCCUCAUGGAUUAAGCUCAGCACUUCUCGCAUGGUAACGGGAUGGAAAGGACGUUUGCAUGUGGGAGGUGGAGUUCUUCUCACUAGCAUCAAGUGAAAACCUGGCAAUGGGGCAGUUACUGGGUUCCAUCAGGAAAAGGAGGGAGAGGCAGUUACUGAAGAAAAAAUGGGUCUCAGCUGGCACAAUUUGGCAUAACUCCAUGGACUUCAUACCCCCAUUGCGAAAUCUGACUUCAACUGAACUCCAUCAAUUUUCACCAGCUGAGGACCUGCUCCCACUUUUCCAUGUGCAGGAAGCUCCUGGACCAAGAUCCUGGAGCCUGAAUGUGUCUCAGCUGAGAGAGGAUGGUUUGUGGACAUCUGAAUAGAAGACAUUACUGGCUGUUGAGAAUCAUCUCCAGAACGUCAGUUCUAAAAGCACAAGAGCAUCCAUUCAAAGGCAGGUUCCACAUUGUGUGCGAAUGUUAGAGAGCGUACAGGGCCUUCUAGCGUCCCCAGAGAAGGGAAGCAAAGGAAGAAGCUAGCGCACCUUCUCCCCAAUUGCAUUGAGAAUGAAUGUCCCUCCACCUGCAAUGGUAGGGGAGAAUGAGGUAUCUUCACUCAGGAGACUGGAACUGGGGCGAUCUGCAACAAAGAAACAGGAUUUGAAUUUCCUGAAGCAGAAGUACAAGCACAAAUACCCUGGCCCUUCCAAACUGGAGGAGGAGACGGGCCCUUGCUGCUACGUUCUGGAGCUGAAAUUUUCCAUUGUUUUCCACCAGUCCAUCAUUUCCAUCAGAUCUGGCUCAAAUAUCUGUUGACUGCAAUUGAGGGUUACACUGGAAAACUGUUAUUCUGUGGGAUAGGCAGUGUUGUUUAACUGCGUUGGUUCCAGGGUGUGUGAGAGACAAAGUGGGUGAGGUACAACCUAUUAUAAGUCCAACUUCUGUUGGUGGCGAGGGCAAGCUUUUGAGGUACAUGGAGAUGGAGGAAGAGCUCUGUGUAGCUCAAACUUGUCCUCUCAACCAACAGACGUUGGUCCAGUAAAGGAUAUUACCUCACCCAUCUUGUCUCUUCUGUGACACUGAAAGCUGACGGGCGGUGACUUACGAAUAUGCCCAAAGCUCCAGGCUGCAGUUGAAAGUCAUAAGUCAAAUAGGGCGUGAAAUAUCACCUAUCCCUGGGGGACAUUUACAAGGUUUGGUUUGAGGGACUGGGUUUUUUUUGUUUGUUUUUUUUUAACAAGUGACUAUUUUUAGGCAUUACACAUGCUGUUUCCAGGACUGAGAUGAGAUCUGACACUGGGCGAACAAGUCUUGAAAGAGGCCAGAGAGUUGGAAAAGCCAGCUGGAAAUCAGCGCAUGUAGGGCUAGUCAAGUCACCGGUCUUUGGGUUUGGUAGGGAAAAGAGGAGGUGGGUUGGUAGCUCUGCAACCAAGAGGGUAUCAUCCUCAAGAUCCAAGUCAGGGAUAAGUCAGUACAGUCUCUAAUGAGGAACUUUCUAAGUAGCUGGAUGCUCCAUCUCACUGGGAUUUCCUGUUGGCCGUGUCAGAGUCACAGAGCCGUGGGGCUAUCUGUUUCCAAUGCACUAGAAAUCCCCUAGAUGAGGUGCCCUAGAGAGACUCCCCUUUCAGUUCCUUUAGUAACCUUGGAUGGGUCUGGUUAUUGAAUGACCCUGCCUCGCUGGGGAUGGAACAGUCUCUGGUUAGAAGAGCACCAGGCCUGAGAAAUAGUCCCUGGGUCUGCAGUGGGGAAGAGUCCACCAAACACGUUGGGGAAGAGAAGGUGUCCUGGUGGAAGUUGUCACUGAUGCUUAAGCUAGUGCAGGCUCUGCCUCUUUCUCCCAGGCCUUCCCCUUGGAUACAACCAGACCCACCUUUCUCCCUCACUACCCCCAAGUGCUCCAGCCCCACUUCCCAGAUCUGAACUAGCAGAAGGAUCCAGACUUCUAACCACCCAGACUCAGUCCUCAUCUUCCUCUCAACCUCUCUCAGUGCCCAAAAACCAUCUAUCUCUUUCUGCCCAAGGCCCAGAUCAGUCUGUUUCUGUCUCCCACUGCCAAAAAGGCUCUGAAUUCCGUCCAUCUCUCCCUCUUCUCUACCCUAAGCCCUCUCCCGGAGGCUGAGAGUUUGCACUCGAUACUUCCUGACAUAUGUACAGUAUAAGGAAUGGCCGCAUGUCUCACUAGCAGUAGCCUUUGCUCCAGUGUCCCCAAUCUCACAGCACAACCUGGGGAGACAGUCGUUGGUUCCUGUUCUCUGUAACUACUUGAUAUUCAG
Mauremys mutica (yellowpond turtle) is the source of this 3858-nucleotide messenger RNA. It is a transcript of the gene KCNIP3, whose product is annotated as potassium voltage-gated channel interacting protein 3. The record is from RefSeq and is a predicted model, not a curated record. Gene Ontology annotation, biological process: regulation of potassium ion transmembrane transport; negative regulation of transcription by RNA polymerase II. Gene Ontology annotation, molecular function: calcium ion binding; DNA-binding transcription repressor activity, RNA polymerase II-specific; potassium channel regulator activity. Gene Ontology annotation, cellular component: voltage-gated potassium channel complex; nucleus. The transcript is spliced from 9 exons. Bases 491 to 1405 code for a protein of 304 amino acids. Lineage: Eukaryota; Metazoa; Chordata; Testudines; Geoemydidae.